CCUAGAUUCUGCUCUUCGAGCAUGCCAAGAUAAACUGCUGGACAUAUUUGGGCCCCUAGCAAAAAUUUUUGAACUAGCUGAGUCCGCUAAGGCAGCUAAUGAGUCUGUGGACCCUGAGGUCCUCCGUGCCUGGGCACAACGUGCCAUUUGUAUAGCUGGGAAUGUCAACACUUCCCUGUCAAUAGAAAGACGUAAGGCGAUCUUAUUUAAGAUCGAGCCUAAAUUAGCUAAUUUAGCUCUGUCAGAAUCUGGUAGUGAGGCACAGGGCCUCCUCUUUGGUGACUCAUUCAUUAAAGACAUGAGCAAAUUUGUGGGAGCAUUCACGGCCCUUGACAAGGCCCAAUCCUCCAUGAAGAGGGUUUUCCACCCUCGUUUUUCUCACAGGGCCGGCAGCUCCAGGGGCCGUCUGUCCGGCCGCUCCUCUUUCCAGACCCGGGGCUCGGGUCGAGGUUCCUACAGCCACCGAUCCUAUUCAGAUAGAUCCUCAUUCCAGGACUCCAGACAACCGAUGGGUUUCUUCCCAUCCCGAGGCGCCCCCAAUCGUAGAGGUUUCCGUGGAAACUCCGGCUCCCGCCGCCCUUUUGGUAAGUGUACCACCACUUCUUUUUUCUCCACUUUGUGUAGGGGGCAGACUACGACAUUUUUCUCGUCCUUGGUCCGCCAUCACCACGGACACUUGGGUGCUCUCCACAAUCCUUGGUUUCCAGAUAGAGUUGGUAAGUUUUCCGUUUCUUCCCAACCCCCCCUACCCUAUGGCCACUUCAUCAGAGACCCUCUUCCACAUAGACAGGGAAUUGAUGGACCUACACAGAAAGGAGGCGAUCGAACGUGCUCCAGAUUACUCCGGAGGAGUUCUCAGCACUAUCUUUCUGGUGCACAAGAAGGGCGGCCAGAUGCGCCCAGUUAUCAACCUACGCCCACUAAACAGGUUUGUGCGAUAUCGACACUUCAAGAUGGAGGGCAUCCAUCUUCUCAGGGAUCUCCUACUAAAAGGAGAUUGGAUGGUGAAACUCGACUUAAAGGACGCGUACCUCACCGUCCCUGUAGAGGAAUCCUCCAGAGACCUGCUUCGCUUCAAAUGGAAGGGAGAAAUUUGGCGUUUCACUUGCCUCCCCUUCGGCCUUUCAUCGGCUCCAUGGUGUUUCACCAAACUCAUGCGGCCGGUGGUAGCAUGGCUCCGCAGUCGAGGAAUUCGACUAAUUAUCUACCUGGACGACAUACUUCUGCUGGCCCAGGACAGACAGACCCUUCUCUCACAUCUGGAACUCACUUCCAGCCUAUUAACCGGAUUGGGAUUCCUCAUCAACUACGACAAGUCCGUUUUGACACCAGCACGGAUAAUGGAAUUCCUAGGGUUUUCCGUGGAUUCGGUAACAGAAACCCUCAGUCUUCCGACGACAAAGAUCAAGGAGAUUCGCAAGGAACUACGCAGAACGCUGGACAUGCCCCGGAUUUCCCUUCGACAUCUGGCUCGAAUCAUCGGUCUUCUAUCGUCCUCCAUCCAGGCCGUUUUUCCAGCUCCUUUACACUACCGAGCCCUACAACGCCUGAAGACGGCGCAUCUUCACAAAGGAGCCACCUACGCGGAUUUUAUUUGUCUGGACGACGAAACUCGGGACGAGAUCCAUUGGUGGAUCGGCAAUCUUCAAGCCUGGAACGGGGAGGCGAUUUGCGGUCCCCGUCCGGAUUUCACAGUAGAGUCGGACGCCAGCCUACUUGGUUGGGGGGCCCACUGCGAGGGCAUUUCGACCGGGGGUCGUUGGUCAGUAGAAGAGUCUCCUUUACACAUCAACGCCUUGGAACUCCUAGCGGGCUCAUUCGCUAUUCGCAGUUUUGCGAAGGACAUGACCAAGGUUUGCAUUCGACUACGUAUGGACAACGUCUCCGCUGUCCGUUAUGUCAAUGCCAUGGGCGGUACCCAUUCUCCCAUGCUGUCUCAUUUGGCCAGGGAUUUCUGGUCUUUCUGUCUGAAUCGGGAACUUACAGUGGUGGCGGAAUACAUCCCAGGACUACACAACGUUCAGGCGGACUGGAGCUCACGCUAUCUCAAGGAUUCCAGCGACUGGAGAUUAGAUGCGCAGGUGUUUUCUACCAUCUCCUCAAUCUGGGGUCCUGCUUGCAUCGAUCUCUUCGCCUCCCGUUUGAACAAACAACUACCGAGGUUCUUCAGUUGGCGCCCGGAUCCAGAAGCGGAGGCUGUAGACGCAUUCCUUCAAGAUUGGUCAGAGGAUCUUCACUACGCGUUUCCGCCGUUCUCAAUGAUUCCGAGAACCCUGAACCAGGUCCGCUCCCAAUCAGCGGAGAUCAUCUUGAUCGUUCCGUUCUGGACCACUCAGUCAUGGUUUCCCAACCUUCUAGAACUUCUCAUCUUCCCUCCUUUUCUUCUACCAGUCUACCCAGAUCUCCUCUUAGGUCCGGAAGACGCUCAACAUCCUCUCCUUCUGGAGGGUUCUCUCCGAUUACUGGCGUGCAGAGUUUCAGGCGUUCCUACCAAGGCUAUGUCCUUUCGGAACCAACUUGGAGAUUACUGGAAGAGUCUUGGGCUCCUGGCACCAGACGGGCUUAUAGAGCGGCCUGGAGAUCUUGGUCUAGUUGGUGCGUGGACCGGGGUCUGGAUCCCGUUUCGGCCACUGUAACAGACAUCUUAA
Molecule: messenger RNA, 2648 nt
Organism: Bufo gargarizans (Asiatic toad)
Lineage: Eukaryota; Metazoa; Chordata; Amphibia; Anura; Bufonidae
Exons: 1
Coding region: 753-2636 (627 amino acids)
Source: RefSeq, a predicted model, not a curated record